AUGUCUGAUGAAACCAUAAAAAUCAAAUUAGAACCUGAAGAAUAUACAAUUGAAGAGAUUCAAGAUGAAGAUGAUGGCUUUAGUACUAUAAAGACUGAAAAUGAUCAAAAAUGUUUGAAUUCACAAGUAACGAUAGAAAAACAGGAUGUAUCAGAUUCCCUUAAAUGUGGUUUAUGUAACAAAACCUUCAAACUCCCACAUAAUUUAAAAAAACACAUGCUCUUCCACGAAAAACACAGCACAUGUACAUAUUGCUCGAAGACAUUUCUCAAUCGACAAAACUUACAAAGACAUCUUAAAAUCCAUACCGGUGAAAGGUCUUACGUGUGCAAAACUUGCAACAAAACCUUCAAUGUAAAAAGUAAUUUAAACCGGCACAUACGUAUGCACACAAAAGAGCAUUUACUCACAUGCAAAAUAUGUAAUCAGAGGUUCAAACAAAUGAGACACUUAAAGACUCACAGCGCAGUUCACACAGAAGCCUCUCAACAUAGAUGUAAAAUCUGCGAUAAAACCUUUUCUAAAAGAAGCAACUUGAAAGCACACCUGGUGUGUCAUACUGGAGAUCGCCCUCAUAAGUGCAAUAUAUGCAAUAAAGCCUUUGUGCAACUCGGGAACUUAAAAUCCCACAUAGCCAUACACACCGGGGACCGGCCACACAAAUGCAGUUUAUGUGAUAAAGCAUUCAUACAAACCGGUGCACUAAAAAGACACAUGCGCAGUCACUCUGGUGAACGUCCUUAUGUUUGUGAUGUAUGUGAUAAAACAUUUAUGGUACAAAAUGCUUUAAACGAACACAAAGCUUGUGUCCACAAUGGAGAACGACCACAUAAAUGCAAAUUUUGUAAUAAAGCCUUUGUGCGACUGUGUUAUUUACAAUACCACAUCAGCACCCACAUUAAGGAACGCUUGUAUAAAUGUGGGUUGUGUAAUAAAAGAUUUAUUCGUGCUCCUGAUUUAAAAUACCACAUGCGUACACAUAUGAACAAACAAGAAGGGAUUUCCCACAAAGAUCAUCAGCAUAAACGAGAAUAUAAAUGCAAGAUUUGUAAAAAAGUCUUCGUACAAUUCAGGGACUUCAAAUUCCAUUUAGUGGUUCACACUAAAAAGCGUGCUUAUAAGUGUGACUCAUGUGUAAAAACCUUUACAUUGAAAUGCAACUUGAAACAACAUAGAAAUUUGCAUAAAGAAGUUUCUAAUUGA
Molecule: messenger RNA, 1203 nt
Organism: Ctenocephalides felis (cat flea)
Lineage: Eukaryota; Metazoa; Arthropoda; Insecta; Siphonaptera; Pulicidae
Product: zinc finger protein 501-like
Exons: 1
Coding region: 1-1203 (400 amino acids)
Cellular component (GO): nucleus
Source: RefSeq, a predicted model, not a curated record